Messenger RNA from Entamoeba invadens IP1, 1884 nucleotides. RefSeq lists its product as hypothetical. The coding region runs from base 1 to 1884 and encodes 627 amino acids. Lineage: Eukaryota; Evosea; Mastigamoebida; Endamoebidae. Gene Ontology annotation, biological process: dodecyl sulfate metabolic process. The record is from RefSeq and is a predicted model, not a curated record. Gene Ontology annotation, molecular function: protein dimerization activity; linear primary-alkylsulfatase activity. The transcript has a single exon.
AUGGCUAACACUUUUGUGAAAUCUGCCAACACAAAAGUUUUAAAAGAAUUGGACUUUUCUGAUCGUCGAGAUUAUGAAGACUCAAUGAGGGGCUUUAUUUGCAGUGUUGAUGGAGGAGUUAUUCCAAGUAACAAAGGUGGUAAGUCUUUUGAUGUUCAUCACAGUGACUUUCUGUUAAGUACUUGUCCUGAAACAGUUAAUCCUUCCUUAUGGCGCCAAAGUCAGUUAAUCAGAAUAGACGGUCUCUUUGAAUUGAUUCCAAACAAAGUGUAUCAAUUUAGAGGAUACGAUGUUGCCAACAUGUCAUUUAUAAGAGGUGAAAAGGGGUGGCUUAUAAUAGACACUUUAUGUUGCAUGGAGUCGGCUGCUGCUGGUCUCAAAUUGUUACGAGAAAAGGUCGCCAAUCUUCCAGUGACCUGUGUGAUGUUGACUCAUUCUCAUGGAGAUCAUAUCAAAGGACUUGAUGGGGUACUUGAGAAAGACACUAAAAUAGUAAUACCCAAAGAUAUGUUUAAAAUGCAUUUUGCAGAGGAACUGCUUGCUGGAAUAGCAAUGGGAAGACGAAGCUUUUUCCAAUUUGGAGUGACCCUUGAACACAAUGAAAAGGGGUGUUUAGGUGGUGGAGUUGGGACGUAUUACUCUCUUGGUCAAAUCACUGAAUCCUACAACUUUGAUCCAAACAAUUUGUAUGAAAUUGGAGAGGAUCAAACACUGACUAUUGAUGGUGUAGAAAUUGAUUUCAUGUAUACUCCCAACGCAGAAGCACCAACAGAGAUGAUGAUGUACUUCCCACAAUUAAAAGCAGUUUGUACUGCCGAGGAAAUUAACAGGACUUUACACAACUUAUACACCCUUCGAGGUGCUGUUGUUCGUAAUGGUAAAGAUUGGUCGAAAUACAUCGACAAUUUGUUGGACAGAUACUCUGAAAAUGUUGAGUGUUCAUUUGGUUCACACACGUGGCCGACUUGGGGAAAUAAAAACAUAGUAGAGUAUUACGAGAAGCAGAGAGACAUGUACAAGUUUAUACACGACCAGACUUUGAGACAAGCAAAUUUGGGAACAACAAUCAAUGAGUUGCCAGAAAAGGUAAAGUUACCAAAGACUUUAACUUCAGAGUUUUAUAAUAGAGAAUACUACGGCACUGUCUCUCAUAACACAAGAGCACAAUAUCAACUUUAUUUGGGUUUUUAUGAUGGAAAUCCAGCGAAUUUGAAUCCGCUCACACCUGUAAAAUUAGGAGAGAAAUAUGUCGAAGCUAUUGGUGGAGAAGACAAAUGCAUUUCAAUGGCAAAAGAGUCAUAUGAGAGUGGGGAGUACCAAUGGGCUAUUACACUACUUAAUAAUGUCGUUUUUAAAAAUCCACAGAAUUAUGAAGCCCGAAAACUGUUGGCUGAAAUAUACAGACAAAACGGUUAUAUGCAAGAAAGCUCAAUUUGGAGAAACUGUUACUUGACAGCAGCAUAUGAACUGGAACACCCAAUGCAAAAACAGGAAAAACUUCAAAGUGCCCUUGCAAGUACUUAUUUGCUCAUGAAGUUGCCAUUUAAUUACUUCUUUGACUUAAUGGCAGUUUCAAUGGAACCAAUUGCUGUUGAAAAUGUUGAUGCUAUAUUUAAUAUUGAGUUUGAAGGAAUAAAAGAGUUUGGAAGUGUUAUAUUGAAAAACUCUGUUUUGAACAACAGAGACCAAAGAGACAAACACCCAACAUUGUCACUGAAGUGCAAGAAAGCAGAUUUAGUUGAUUUAAUUGUGAAGAAAAUUAACAGGGAAGAAUUCUUGAAAAAAGAAGGCGUCACUUUGGAAGGAAAGAAUGUUGAAGACUUAUUUACUUUCGUGGAUGCUAUCAAAAUUGCCACUCUAGAUUUUAAUAUCAUCGAGCCUUAA